Molecule: messenger RNA, 663 nt
Organism: Sturnus vulgaris (Common starling)
Lineage: Eukaryota; Metazoa; Chordata; Aves; Passeriformes; Sturnidae
Source: RefSeq, a predicted model, not a curated record
AUGUCAGAGGCCAAGCCUGUUCCCUCUCCCUCUGUCUCUGUUCCCUCUCCCUCUGUCUCUGCCACCGCCAUGAAGCCAAAGGAGGUGGCGAGUGGCUCCAAAGCCUGCAAGCCUGUGGGGCCCAGAGUCACCAAGCUGAUCAUCCAGGCCGUGUCCACCUCCCAGGGGCACAAGGGGCUCUCCUUCACUGCACUCAAGAAGGUGCUGGCCGCGGGCCACUACGAUGUCAAGAAGAACAUCAGGCGUAUCAAACUGGGGCUGAAGAACCUCACCAGCAAGGGCAUCCUGGUGCGGAUCAAGGGCACCGGCGCCUCCAGCUCUUUCCAGUUGAAGAAGAAGCUGGGUAAGAGAAAAGAAAAGCUAACCAAGAAAAAGCCAGCUGCCAAGCCCAAGAAGCUGGCGGCCAACAAUCCCACCAGCGCUGCCAAGAAGCCCAAGAAAGUGGUGGCAGCAGCCAAGAGCCCUAAAAAGUUGAAGAAGCCGGUGGCUGCAGCAGCUAAGAAAGUGGCCAAGAGUCCCAAGAAAGCUGAAAAGGCAAGUCACCCUAAAAAGGCAGCCAAGAGACUGGCUAUGGCAAAAGUGGUGAAGCCCAAAGCAGGAAAGCCUAAGGCAGCCAAACCCGAAGCAGCCAAGGGAAAGAAGGUGGCACCAAAAAAGAAGUAA